AUGGAUGAUAGUUCGCCGGAUCUGUCGCUCAAGUUGCGACGGGGGUCAAGUGACUCAAGGGAGUCCUUCUAUAUGGACUUUGCUCAGGGGAUCGACUCGGAUAUUGAGGAAGUGACAACUAUUGAGAGGAUAAUUCCGGAACACCCGGGCGGAAGGACUGAAGGCGAUUCAGACACACUCGCUACUCCAUCUGGGCUUGAAGACAAGGAUUUAUCGCAAUGGUAA
Molecule: messenger RNA, 225 nt
Organism: Pieris macdunnoughi
Lineage: Eukaryota; Metazoa; Arthropoda; Insecta; Lepidoptera; Pieridae
Source: the annotation of a GenBank genome assembly